UAAAUGCCGCUUGACCCUUUGGAAUACGCGGCACCGGCAAGGCCGUAGAGUAGGGGUAUAGGAGGCGUGGUGCGGUUUGGGGAUGUGCUGCUGUUUGUUUCAACUUACGCUGUGUAGAAGUGUUCAAACAUGAGUGCCAAACGGAAGGGUCGUGGCAAGAGUACUGCUGGGUCCAAGAAAUGGAAAGCUGAGUUGAUGAAUGAUUGCCCAGUCGUGUGCAUGAAUGCUUCAUAUAGCUCGGUUGAUUUCAAGGAGCUAUUUUCCAAAUUUUGGAACGGAGAAGUCGAAGAUCUACAAGACAGCCCUGCAACUGCCUUCAAGGAGCCCUUCAAAUGCUGCCAGCUGAAGAACUUCAUUUCCGACCACGAGUUCCUGGAUAGUUUAAAAGAUGAACUCCUCGAUCUGGACUUUGUAGAAAAGAACAACGACCUGUACAAGUUUCACCAGACCACCGACCUUGGCAAGAUGCAAACCCCACAUAUCCAGGGCCUGAAGAAGCUGCUCUUCAACACCAUGGUAGACUGGUUGAAGGAGGUGACAUCUAUUCCUUUGGACAACACCGUCGACAUGGGCUGUUCACGAUAUGAGUUUACAGACACGCUGCUGUGCCACGACGACGAGCUGGAGGGCCGGCGGAUGGCGUUCGUGCUGUACCUGGUGCCGCCCUGGCAGCCGGAGGACGGCGGCCUGCUCGACUUGUUCGACAGAGAUGAGCACGGCCAGCCGCGGCGCGUGGUGCGCUCCCUGCUGCCGACCAGCGGCUGCCUGGUGCUGUUCGAGGUCACGGCCGACUCGUUCCACCAGGUGUCCGAGCUGCUGACGUCCGACAAGGUGCGCCUGUCGGUGAACGGCUGGUUCCAUGGGCCGGCGGCGCCGCGGCCGCCGCCCUACAUCGAGCCGCGCCCGCAGGCCGAGCCGCCCGGCCACGUGCAGGAGGAGAUGGUCUACUCGUGGAUCAACCCGCUGUACCUGGCCGAGGAGACGCAGUCCUCCAUCCGGCAACAGUUCGAGGGCGACUCAGAGAUCCAGCUGGAGGGCUUCCUCCUGCCCGACAAAUACGCUGCCGUCAGCGCCGCUUUGCGGCAGAUCUCUGAGUGGGAGCUUGUCGGGCCGGCCAACAGGCGGCGCGUCGAGCGGUGCGCUCCGGCGAACCUGCCGCCGCCGCUGGCCGAAUGCGUGACGCUGCUGUGCUCCGAGGCCGUGUUCCUCAUCCUGAGUCAGCUGACCGGCCUGGUGUUACAUCCACUGGCUGUGACGUCGCAUGGGGAACGGGUCAACGGUGGUGCUGGUGGCAGCCAGGACAGCGAUAGUGAAGACGACGGCAAGGAUGGCAGUACGGCCGCCUGUCGGGCGCAGGUGCGCCGGUGGCGUCCGGGCGCCUACACGCUGGUGCACGACGACGAUUCUGCGCAGCGCGAGUGCGCGCUGGACGUCCGGCUCUGCGUACAGGCCGACGGCUGGCAGGACAAGCUGGGCGGCUUCACCUCCUACAUCGCCCGGGGCGAGGACACCGAGCUGCUGUCGGUCAGCCCCGAGUCGAACGCCCUCUCGCUGGUGUACAGGGACCGGGAGACGGUCGGCUUCGUCAAGCACAUCAACGCCCAGGCGCGGGAUCGGCAGCCGUUCUACGACAUAGCGUGCACCUACUACGAAUGAAGGCGCCGCGGCGCCGCCGAGGAGCACCACAGGAGCGCACCCCGCUCUGGAGUGUAGCCUUGGAUUCAGCCUGUUUCAGAAUGGCGGCGAAAAUUUUUAAUCAAAUACAGUUUCGGAGGAAGAGUGGAAA
Pollicipes pollicipes is the source of this 1786-nucleotide messenger RNA. It is a transcript of the gene sud1, whose product is annotated as Prolyl 3-hydroxylase sud1. Gene Ontology annotation, molecular function: iron ion binding; peptidyl-proline dioxygenase activity; L-ascorbic acid binding. The transcript has 8 exons. Gene Ontology annotation, biological process: regulation of translational termination; peptidyl-proline hydroxylation. Bases 130 to 1656 code for a protein of 508 amino acids. The record is from RefSeq and is a predicted model, not a curated record. Gene Ontology annotation, cellular component: cytoplasm. Lineage: Eukaryota; Metazoa; Arthropoda; Thecostraca; Pollicipedomorpha; Pollicipedidae.